Molecule: messenger RNA, 3308 nt
Organism: Camarhynchus parvulus
Lineage: Eukaryota; Metazoa; Chordata; Aves; Passeriformes; Thraupidae
Gene: SGCB
Product: sarcoglycan beta
Exons: 6
Coding region: 29-976 (315 amino acids)
Biological process (GO): muscle organ development
Cellular component (GO): sarcoglycan complex; sarcolemma
Source: RefSeq, a predicted model, not a curated record
AGCGGCGGUGGCGGCGGCGGCGGGGAAGAUGGCGGCGGCCGCCCCCGAGCAGCAAAGCUCUAACGGCCCGGUGAAGAAGUCUAUGCGAGAGAAGGCUGUGGAACGCAGGAAUGUUAAUAAGGAGCACAACAGUAACUUCAAAGCAGGAUACAUCCCAAUUGAUGAAGACCGUCUCCAUAAGACAGGUUUACGUGGCAGGAAAGGCAACUUGGCCAUAUGUGUGAUUGUUGUUCUUUUUAUUUUGGCCGUCAUCAAUCUGAUUAUUACCCUGGUUAUCUGGGCAGUGAUAAGAAUUGGUCCCAAUGGUUGUGACAGUAUGGAAUUCCAUGAGAGUGGCUUGCUGCGGUUCAAGCAGGUGUCUGACAUGGGUGUUAUCCAUCCCUUAUAUAAAAGCACUGUGGGAGGGAGACGGAACGAAGACUUGGUGAUCACUGGGAAUAAUCAGCCUAUUGUAUUUCAGCAAGGAACAACCAAGCUUAGUGUGGAAAAAGACAAAACUUCUAUCACCAGUGAUAUUGGCAUGGAAUUUGUUGACCCACGAACUCAAAAUACUUUGUUCAGCACCGACUAUGAAACUCAUGAGUUUCAUCUGCCAAAUGGAGUUAAAAUCUUGAAUGUACAAAAGGCCUCUACAGAGAGGAUUACCAGCAAUGCAACCAGUGAUCUAAACAUAAAGGUUGAUGGUCGUGCCAUUGUCCGGGGAAAUGAAGGUGUUUUCAUCACAGGCAAGACAAUUGAGUUUCGAAUGGGUGGAAACAUGGAACUUAAAGCAGAAAACAGCAUCAUUCUGAACGGAAGUGUGAUGGUCAGCCCGUCACGGCUGCCGAGCUCUUCUUAUGGGGAUCAGUUCAACAACGGCAACUGGCUGCGCUUCAAGCUGUGCAUGUGCGCCGACGGGACGCUCUUCAAGGUCCAGGUCACCGGGCACAACAUGGGCUGCCAGACCUCUGCCAACCCCUGUGGAGCCACACACUGAAACAACUGCUCCUGGGACAGGCCUCCUUGGUGUUUACAUAGAGCUGUAUGAAGUAAUUGCAUGCCUUCCAGGGUUUCUUUUUUUACAGCAGUUUAUACUAACAAUUCUUACAUAGUAUUUUUAAGGAAAGGCUGUUACGGUCAGCAGUGUUAGGUCAUUGUGCUGUUAGCUGCAAUAGUGGCACUGAAUCUGUAAGCUUUCAGUGUACAUGCAUACUGAAGUACCUUCUUGAGUUGGGAUCAGUAGAAUAUAUGUAAAGAACAUGAUCUUGGCGACAGCUCUACUGCCUACAGCUGUCUCUAGAGGAGCUUUUUGUCCUAUGUCCCAAGACCUUGAAAACUGCUGAGAACACAACUGCAGUCUCAAGUACUUCAACAGGAAUGUCAACUUUUUGUUGGAAAUAGAUUUUCCUAGGAUGGCUGAAGUGGCAGACUUUUCUUUCUUUUUGAUACAUUGAUUAACCCCAAACUUAGGUGGCUUACCAGAUGUGUACUAAGAGGGGGAGUGGCAGAUUCACUUUAAAAUAUCACAUUAUUUCUGCCAUGUAUUCAUUCUCACGUUGCUAAAAAUUAUGCUAUCAUAAAUAAUAUUUGCAAAGUAAUACAGAGUAUGGAAAUUUAACUUGAGUUUUGAAGUAGUCUUGUGGUUAUUGAAGUGUUGCUUGAACUUCCAUUCUAUCUGUGCAGUUAAUGCAUUCUGCAGUUGCUUAAUUUAUGUGAAGUACUUAUAAAAUGUGUUUAUAGUAAAAGUACAUUUUUAAAAAUGUACUUACAACUUGCGUACUACCCAAAAAUAGUGUUUUCCUGGGUGUUCUAAUGUGAACAGUGUCUGAGUCCAUUAAUCAGUAGGUAGUAAUCUAAGCAUAACUGUUGCAGCAGUGUCUGAGAUAGAUCUCUCCUUCCUCAUAAAUGUCAGUACUGAUGCAUUACUGAGAGCAUCAAAACAUUAAAUUUUGAAGUUAAACUGCAGGUCUGUAAUAAUAAAUUACAGUGGUAAUUUAUUAUUACAGCAGCGGUGUAGGACAAUUUAUUAUUAUUGCAGCGGUGGUAGGACAUCAGGGUAAAUAGAUGUGUAUCAGAAUUUGUCAGCAGUGAAACUAUGGUGAACUGGGGUCUAUUAGAGCCUUCCAACUGCUUCGGCAGCAGUGAGGUGUUUUGUGCUAAAAAUAGACCAGCUAUUUAUAAGAUUCCUUCUUUCCUCAUCCCAUGUAUUUCUUCAGUUUAAAACCACUUUGUUUUGCAGUAGCAUCAAGUAAUCUUAAUAUUGGAGGUCUCAAAGUGACUUUGUAACAGCUUUUUGACAAGUUUUUUGAUAAGCACACACUUCUUUACCUAAAAAUUAUGUGAGUUUUACACAUUAACUUCAGAAUUGAUUAUUUGUUACAGGAAGAUAAACUAUCUACCCUUGUUUUACAGUGCUCAAAGUACAUAGAAUUCCAUAAAUCACAAAUCAGCUCCUGCUGUAACAAGAAAUUAAUAUCCAAGGUCCCAGUUUCUGAAUUUACUGGCAGGCAGUAAGCACUCAUGCAGAAUGUGUAUGGUUGGAAGUGAUUUUUGGAGGGGUAUUCAUCAGUCAGGCAUUACAGCACAUGGGGGAGGCCAGAGGAGUCGUAUUUCCGUCACUGCUCAAAGGCAAAGCCAGAUUUUGAUGCUCAGUAAUUGUUGCAUUUUUGGGGCUGGACAGCAGUGGAGCUGUUCCGACAAAAUCAGAAUAAGCAAAAUAUAAUGUAGCAAAAACCACUGAGUUCUCACAUUAAAGACUGUGGGGAAGUACUAACAUUUUGCAUUCUUCCUUCAUGGCCGUCAUAGUUUUAUCAGAGUUAAUAGUUACUAAACACUUCAGCACACAUUUUGCUGCUUUACACCCACCUUUGCUUUUGCUGCUAAGCAGUGCCUCAAUUAGUAUCUGUUAGAGUUAAGAGGAGGAAAUGAACUAACGUUUUUAGAAUUUUCACUCUCAUGCUAAUGGAAGUUUGUCACUUUAUGUAUACAAAUGCAAACACAUAUUAAAAAAUACGAAGAGCAGUAUCCUCAAAGCUGAAGUACAUCUUGAAAAUAACAGAUACAACCUUGGUCAAGUAGGUUAAACACGUAUUAAAGCUCUUCUCUGAUUAAUAGUGACAUGCCUAUAUGCUAGUAUUGGAUUCUUGUAAUUAUCAAGAGUUCUUUUUAAAAUACUGUGUACAAUGUACAGCUGAAAGAUUUGUCACAAAGGUACUCUUAAAUCAUGAUCUGCAGAGUUGUUUUUGAAGUGUGGAUUUUUUUGUCAAAAUGUAGCAAAACCAAUCAUAAAAAUACCAAAUGAAAUAAAUUAUCAAAUUUGCUAGCCACUA